UUAUACCUACGUGUAAAAUCAAAUCUCUCGAUUAUCAUCGAUAGACUAACACCAACUCAUGGUGAGUAUUCAACUAUUCAUCAACUCAUUGACUGUAUCUAAGUGUCACGGAUUGAGAUAACAGGCGAAAAACAUCAUUCACAACACAGUCGUGUCCCAAACAACAAAUCAAGUUCAACAUUUCAUUUAUUGUGAGAACAACAGUCACACCGAUCGUCCAAACAUUAGCCGCAACAGCUAAUCCAUCAACAUGUCGUUAACAAAAGCAUGCUGUACACUACCUCCCGUUACUUCCGAUUAUCGCCCGCCUGGUACGACCAUAAAUAUUGGAGAUCUCCCCGUCUACGAAACAAUUCCGAACGAUUCGAAAAAGCUGCUAAUUUGUGUGUACGAUAUUUUUGGAGUACAUCCAAAUAUCAGGCAAGUGUCUGAGACAAUUGCUUUGGCCGGCUUUCGUGUAGUCAUACCGGACUUCUUUCGAGGGAAUCCAAUAACCGAAGAAACAAUGGCCCAAGGAAUGCCGGCAAUCUUAGCAUUCAUCGAAGAAAAGGGAAAUUGGAAUAAAAAUGUGAAAACAGACGUACGGAAUGUGAUUGAGCAUUAUAAAACCACUGAAGUGAUAACUUCAGUUGGAAUAUUCGGUUUUUGUUGGGGUGGCCGAAUCACUCUGGACGCAGCCCUCGAACUCGAUGAAAUCAAAGCUGGUGGUCUAGUCCAUCCUUCGCUGAUCAAAAACGAGGAAGCUGAAGGUGUUAAGCGUCCAUUGAUUUUGCUUCCUUCGAAAAAUGAGUUAGACAUGAUUCCAUUUUAUGAAAUUCUAAAGAAGAAUUUGGGCGAAAAUAAAUGCGCACAUCAUCGUUUCGACGAUAUUCAUCAUGGAUUUUGUGGUGCUAGAGGAGACUUUUCGGAUGAGUUAAAUGUCAAACGUGUCAACGAAGUUAUUCAACUGUUAACAUCGUUCUUUGGUGAACAUGUUUAGUAAUAAAUGUAAAACUUUUGUGAAUUCCAAUGAACGUUCAUUAAAGUGAGAUAAAUUCCAAUAGGAUACAUAAGUAAUAGAUAGUUGAGUCAUAAGCCAAGGUACCAUAAGCCCGAAAACAUCUAGUAAACCUCUGUCUACAAUUCUGAUUGUCAGAAGAGAGGAAACGAUUAUCAAAUGGCAAAUGCGUACAAACACCCCAAUACUCAAUGUAUUCUCUGCGCGGCUCUACAGAUCUGAAGUAAGAUGAUUCAAUUGUUGCAUUCAAGUAAAUUUUAAACAAAACAAAAAAUCGUUUGAGUGAACGAAACCGCGCAGAUGACGGCACUCGUCUUCUAUAAUAUCGUCGAUAUCGACACUCUUUAUACUCGCGCAUGCGCAUACCAUUACACUGUGUAUAUAAGUAAUAAGUAUGUUUGCAUCCAAUGUACUGACAACACUAGAUGUCGAUACUCACCAUAACAAAAAUAAUCAAAACAAAUUCUGUGUUGUUAUUUAAGGAGCCUUGAUUUCACUAGAAAUUCGACAGUAUCCUGGAAGUGACAAUCAAUUUUUAAUGUGAAAAUAGUCAAGCUACGCUUUUCCGAAUUAUUUUCAUUAAAAAAAUAUUUAAGACAGUCGUGUGUAAAGUGAGAAAAUAGAAAACAAAACUAAAGAACUAGCCAAACUAACCGUUGAUUGGGAUAGAAACUGGAGUAAAUUUAUUGAUCCGGAUUUUAUUGAAUUAAUUGAAUACCAUCAGAAAUUAGAAUGGAUGUUACUCACAGUCAAAUCGACGAUGCAUCUAAUGACAAUAAUCACACCUGUGAUAUCCGAUCUAUUCGCAUCGGUGAUGGCGAAAUUGCGUUCAGCAAAGGAUGUGUCAUGUACAAAAGUGAUAAGUUGAAGGAAAUGGCCGCACGAUUCACAUAUUUUGUACCAGACCACUGUCAACUGAACCGACAGAAACGAGAUGGAGCAGACUACCACAUUACCAUUGUCAGCAAAACGGAGUUGAAAACAAUAGCUAAGUCGAAUUUGAAAAAGUAUUUUCAGGAGAAUGUGAAAUUCAGUAAACUCAGCGCAAUCGAUCUGGGUGUCGGCGUUCUCAAGUCACCGGAUAGGGCAAGCAACGAUAAAACCUAUUUUUUGCUGAUUUAUGCACCAGAGCUCGAUCAAAUCCGGAAAGAUUUGAAUUUAGAACCGAUCGAUUUUCACGUGACACUCGGUUUCGACAACAAAGACAUCCAUGACGAGGGUAAAAAGUCGCCGAAAACCAUUCAACAAAUCAACAAAAAAUUUCCCAUUCAAUGUCUUCUCACCCAUCCGUCACCGUAUAAAACGAAACACAUCCAAUACUUGGAAUGGGCGGUGUUCGAGUAUCCAACAAAUCCGUCGAUCCGAAAUGUAAUCAAAGAAUUGAUAAAACUCUAUCCGAAAUCGAAGUACCAUAAAAUCAAGGAAUUAAUCGACUUGUUGAUCGGUAUGGGUGAUUUAGACGGUUUCUAUGUGCAAGCGAAAAUUGAACUGGCACUCGGCAUGGCAACGACCGAAAUUUUUCGUAACAUUUCACCGCUGUUCAACUUGGAAUUCGAUUCCGACACCAUCAAUCCGAAAUCGCUCCAAUAUUUGUUGGAUUUCUUCAACAAUCAAAUGAACAAUCAAACGAUCAAGAAACAACUUUUCUACGAAUUUGACAACGGUAGAUUCGUUGGCCAUCCCUUGCCGUUCAAUUUCAGUUGGGUGCAACCAAACGUUUUGGGUGGCUCAUCAGUACCAUCGGCAAGCGAUUUAAAGCUUUUUUCGAAAAUGGGCGUCGUCAACGUGAUAACAUGCCUCGAACAGCCGUUAGAUGUUGUCCAAGAUGAUGUUAAAAUCCAUUACUUCCAAAUCGAUGAUCGCACGCCUCCGUCCAUGAAUCAACUGGAGGAAAUGCUUAAUAUUGUGGAGUCUGGUGAACCGACAAUAGUUCAUUGUAAAGGGGGAGUUGGGCGUACGAAUACCGUGCUUGCUUGUGUGUUAAUAAAGCAACAGAAAUUAAAUUCAGAAGAAGCAAUUGCACAGAUUAAGUCGACACGGCCGAAAGUUAUACUGGACGACAGACAAAUCAAAUUCAUGAAGCAAUUUUCCAGUUUGCAAUACUCUUGCCAUAAGCCCAAGAUUAAAUUACCAAAAUUGAUCGUAUUCGUUGGAUAUCCGGCUAGCGGUAAAAGUACGUUGAGUACGCACAUCGUUAAAUAUUUCGGUGACGAUCAAAUAGUUCGCAUCAAUCAGGAUGAAUCUGGACGAAAGGCAACGACUGAGCAGUUCAAUCAAAAUUUAAAAAAUUCCAAAACAAUCAUUGUGGACAAUUGCAACCUAACGAAGGACAAGCGUAAAGUGUGGCUUGAUCUGGCAUUCAACACGAAUCAAGCGUGGUGCGUCUACUUCAACUACAACAUGGAGGAAUUGAAAUAUCGAAUCGUACGCAGAAUCAAUCAUCCGACGGUAAAAAAUGGCCUCAAAAUACUAUCUGUUGUCAAAGAUCAGCUAGAAGAACCGACAUUGAACGAAGGUUUCAGUAGAAUCAUUAAAAUCGACAGUGACGAAGAUUUGAACGUAUUGCUGUACGAUUUGGGCAUUGCACAACCAAUUGAAUUGCCGCCAGAAUCCAAAUCUCAGAUCGUCAAAUUUUGUCGAACGAGACAUUUGGUUAAUCUGGGUGGUGCGUCCAGAGACGACUUACUGCUAUCAUCGGGCGAACAAAAUGCAUUUUUACAAUUUGAACUGGAUGUAGAAGAGAAGAUUGAUGGCGCCAAUCUUGGAAUUGUUGUCAAGUCGGACUAUAAAAUUUCGGUACAAAAUCGGUCGCAUUAUGUUAGCUCGUCAUAUCAUGCACAGUUUUCAUUGCUCGACAAUUGGAUUUUGAAACAUACCGACGAAUUGAUUAGCUUACUUGAGCCAGAGGUUGAAAUCUUAUACGGAGAAUGGUGCUACAUGAAGCAUUCAAUUCACUACACAAAUUUACCGGACUAUUUCCUUGCUUUCGAUAUUUUCAAUUGUCUGACACAGUCAUUUCUGAGUCGUCGCGAAUUACAAGUGCGAUUAGAGGGAACGAGUAUCAGACAAGUGCCGCUAAUAGUGACCAAAAAGUUCAGCAACAUUAAAGAAAUAACGGAUUUAGCAUCGAAAACGAAAUCAAAGUAUUAUGAUGGUCUAAUUGAAGGCGUUUAUUUGAGAGUGUGCGACGAUAAGAAAACAAUUGAUAGAGCUAAGAUUGUUAGAAAAGACUUUAUUUGUGGUGAUAGUCAGGCAACUGGCAGUAGUAAUAAUGUUCGUCAUUGGACGAAAGCACAGUUGACCAAAAAUGUUGUAGACUUUGAAGGUUGAAAUUAGUGGGGAAAAAUCGAUUUUUCAAUCGUUAAAAAUUUUGCUGUGUACUUAUACAAAAUAAAGAAUGCUUUUGAAGCAACUCACGCAC
Messenger RNA from Bradysia coprophila, 4418 nucleotides. RefSeq lists its product as uncharacterized. Gene Ontology annotation, molecular function: hydrolase activity. The record is from RefSeq and is a predicted model, not a curated record. Lineage: Eukaryota; Metazoa; Arthropoda; Insecta; Diptera; Sciaridae.